Racocetra fulgida is the source of this 357-nucleotide messenger RNA. NCBI's taxonomy places the organism in Eukaryota, Fungi, Glomeromycota, Glomeromycetes, Diversisporales, Gigasporaceae. The record is from the annotation of a GenBank genome assembly.
AUGUCGGAUUUGAUUGCUUCGAAAAAAAGAAAAAAAAAAGGGGAAGAUGAUUGUCCUGAAAUUUCUUUAGAAGUAGAAACAGAAGGUACAGAAAAAGAAGGCACAGUUGUAUUAGAGGUUGGUUGGCGAGAACGUGUACCCUUUGCAAUGGUGGCAGUAGGCAAGGAAGCACCCUUUGCGGCAGUUGGAGAGGAUGCACCCUUUGGGACAGCAGACGAGGAGGCACCCUUUGGGGCAGCAGGCGGGGGAGCAAUAGUGACAGCAGGCGAGGGUGUACCCUUUGCGGGUGAGGGGGCACCCUUUGGAAUGGUGACAGCAGGCGAGGGGGCACCUUUUGCAGGUGCUUUAACUGAUUGA